Molecule: messenger RNA, 2571 nt
Organism: Mauremys mutica (yellowpond turtle)
Lineage: Eukaryota; Metazoa; Chordata; Testudines; Geoemydidae
Gene: GIPC2
Product: GIPC PDZ domain containing family member 2
Exons: 6
Coding region: 12-983 (323 amino acids)
Molecular function (GO): protein binding
Source: RefSeq, a predicted model, not a curated record
GGCCGCGCGCCAUGCCUCUGCGGCUGCGGGGCAAGAAGAAGAAGGGCCAGUCCAAGGAGACCCGCAAGCUGGUGGAGAGCGAGGAGGCGGCAGCGGCCCGCGGGGGAGGCGAUGGGGCGGCCGCGCCGCCCGCCCCUGCCCAGCCCGGGGCCCGGCUGCUCUUCCACACGCAGCUGGCGCACGGGAGCCCCACCGGCCUCGUCGGGGGCUUCGCCAGCGUGCGGGAGCUGUACGAGCAGAUCGGCCGGGCGUUCCGCAUCCCCGCCGCCGAGAUCAUAUUUUGCACUUUGAAUACGCACAAAAUUGAUAUGGACAACCUCUUAGGAGGGCAGAUUGGCCUUGAAGAUUUCAUAUUUGCCCACAUAAAGGGACCAAAAAAAGAAGUGGAUGUUCUUAAAUCGGAGGAUUCUCUUGGGCUUACCAUUACAGACAAUGGAACGGGCUAUGCCUUCAUAAAGCGUAUUAAAGAAGACAGCCUUGUCGACCAAAUCAAAACGAUAUGCGUGGGAGAUCAUAUAGAAUCUAUAAAUGGAAAAAAUUUGGUGGGUUGUCGUCAUUAUGAAGUUGCCAACCUUUUAAAAGGACUGGAGAAGGGUCAGACAUUUAAACUAACAUUGAUAGAGCCUAUGAAAGCAUUUGAAAUGAUUGAACCAAGGUUAAAAAGUGGAACUCUAUCAGAGGCUAAAAUCUCCAAGGGAAGAGAAACACUUCGAUUGAGAUCCAAAGGUCCUGCCAUUGUGGAGGAAGUGCCCUCUGAAAUUGAAGAAAAAGCAAUAAAAAAAGUAGAUGACCUUCUUGAAACGUACAUGGGAAUAAGAGAUAUUGAACUAGCUGCAACAAUGGUAGAAGCAGGAAGAGACAAGAACAAUCCAGAUGAAUUUGCUGUUGCACUUGAUGAAGCUCUUGGAGACUUUGCAUUUCCAGAUGAGUUUGUUUUUGAUGUAUGGGGAGCCAUAGGUGAUGCUAAACAAGGACGAUUGUAAUGAGAAAUGUACAAUUUAUUAAUCGCUGUUUGAAGAUAAAAUUGCUUUUAAACAAUUAUAGGAUCAGAAUUUCAAUUUAUUAAUAUGAAUGAUGGGCUGAUGCUGUAUAUAUUUGAAAUAUUCCUUUUGCAAAGUAGUAUUUUCUGGAUACGUGUUUUGAAAAAUCUUGUAUAGCGUCCAGGUGUGCUGAAAACGACACAUUUAAAAACAAAUAUUUAAUCUACUUUUAUAAAUUAGUAUAUGGAACAGUUCCACGGUAUCUGUUUAGUAUACCAUUGAUCCGGUAUUUUUUUCUCUCACAUGUGCAGUAUAUUAAAAGUAUUUUGCAGCUCUCUGAAGUGAUAUUAGACAUAUAUUAUAAAGAGCUAGGGGUAUUUUAUCUUUUUUAAAGAAAAGCUUUAUAAAACUUGAUAAUAUGAAAAAGUACUCAGAUGUGCUAUAACUCAAUAAUCCUCUGUUCCCUUCUGUACACUUUGCUAUACAUCUAACCCCUUCUUACUGUUGUGUAUGAAGGAGUGCUCUUCCUUACAGAAAGUUGGGAAGAGGCUACUUUUUGUAUAGGGGUGAGGUUCAAAAAAAGCUUCCCCUCAACAACCCCCGAGGCUUCAUUUGAGAUCUGAGACCCUUUGGAUGGAAAUGAUUUAUUUUAAUUUGGUGUGUAAUAUAAGAUGCCUAAGUACUACCGUGGUGGGUCUAUUAGAAAUGCAUAGGACAGAUUAUAUAUCAGUCUCUGUCUGCCAUAUUGCUGCAUCAAAGUCUUCUGGACAACAAAAGAACACACAAAAGCCAGCCGCACCUACUUACUCGCACACAUACGUAAUGGCAGGGAUCUGGCAUUGAAUGCUAUGGCAUAUGACAACUCAUGUGCUUAUUAGAGUUAAGCAUGUGCUUGAGUGCUUUGCUGAAUCAAUAUCUUAGUUUCUACUGUUGUUUGUGUGGCUUUUGCAUGAAACAUGGGAGAGAGAGAAAAAUUUAAAAACAAGAAAAUGUGAUUUGUAAAACCAUAAAAAAAGUGGCAGCAUGGAUGCAAAGGCCAGGCUUAGAACCUCAAAUUACUUCUAACUCAUCUCUUUUAAAUUGAUUAGAUUUCAAGUUGUCAGUGUCCUUUUAGAAAACCAUGUUGUACAUAAACACGUUUCUUUAUCUCUUUUUAUAUAUCAGUAAUAAAACCUAUGAUUAUUAAAGGGGAAAGAACUUUUUAAAAAAAAACCCAUUUUAUCUAGAUUUACUCCCGUGUUUACUGUUUGUGUUCAAUCCAUUUCACUUUUGUUUAUAAUCAGUUUCAUAUUCAGGUUUUCAGUAUUGCAAUGUUUGGAUUUUAAACAAGGCAGAAGGAUCCUUUCAAGUGUUUUUUCAUUAGGUUUGGUUUUGUUUUCUGUUUGUUUUAAAUUGUGGAAAUAUGUUGAUCUUGGAAUUUAUAAAAGCUUGUUUUACAUAAUUUAAACAUGGGCCAAAUGAUGGGUGAGAAGAUCCCUUUACAACAAAACCGAAGAAAAAAGUGGGACCUUAUCUGUGCAAGUGCUGUAGCUUUUCAGUGCUCUUUGAUAUGUGAACAAGCAUAUACAAUAAAUACUAUUCCAAAAAUAAA